AGUCUUCGAUAUAUCACGUGAUGAACGCAGGUCGACUUUUUUAAUAUCGCUCAUUGUGUUCACUUUUUAGAAAAGUCACUCUAAAAUGCAAGAAGCUGUCAGAAAUAACUUAGAAAGCGUUAAAAAUGUUAUUCUCGUUCUAUCAGGAAAAGGAGGAGUUGGAAAAAGUACAAUUUCAACGGAAGUAGGACUCUUAGAUAUCGAUCUUUGUGGUCCAAGCGUUCCCCGCAUGCUAAAUAUCGAAGAGCAAGAAAUUCAUCAAUCUAACGCCGGUUGGGUUCCCGUUUACCCAUAUGGGGAUGCCUCCCUCGCAGUUAUGUCAAUAGCAUUUCUAUUAAAGAAUAAAAAUGAUGCUAUUGUUUGGCGAGGUCCAAAGAAAACGGCUAUGAUUGGUCAAUUUGUGCAAGACGUUGUUUGGUCAGAUCUCGACUAUCUCGUGAUUGACACCCCACCAGGAACUUCAGAUGAACAUAUGAGUAUUGUGGAACGCUUGUCUAGUCACCCGGCGACUAGUGCAGUAAUUGUCACGACACCACAACAAGUAGCCGUUGCAGACGUUCGUCGACAAUUAACAUUCUGCAAAAAGACUAAAGUAAGAGUUUUGGGUAUAAUUGAAAAUAUGAGUGGAUUCAAAUGCGAACACUGCGGAGAAUGCACAAAUAUAUUUUCAUUCGGAGGUGGUAAAGCUUUGGCGGAGCAUUUUGACAUUAAUUUCCUUGGUUGCGUACCUCUUGAUUCAAAAUUUACAAAAGCUAUCGAGGGUGGCCGGCGUUCAGAUGAAGAAACAGAGAAGUCCUCAGCAGGUGAGGCAAUAACAGAUAUUGUUAAAAAAAUUUUAUUAGGUUAA
This is a messenger RNA of Dimorphilus gyrociliatus, 847 nucleotides long. The record is from the annotation of a GenBank genome assembly. Lineage: Eukaryota; Metazoa; Annelida; Polychaeta; Dinophilidae.